AUGCAGCUGUCGCUCGUGGUCCUGGCCGUUGUCUUCCAGACAGCGGUUAGCACCGCAUCUUCGCUCACUCCGCCUGUGAUCCCAUUGAUAGUACGGAAUCCAUAUCUGAGUACCUGGCUUGCAAAUGCUCGAGACACACCUUGGUCAAAAUGGCCCAUGUUCUACACUGGAGAGGAGGUGGGACUUUCUUUGAUGGCUCACCUUCCGAGCCAGAAUACUGUUUACCCUCUUCUUGGCAAACCCCAUGAGUCUUUGGAUGAGAAGGCCAGCUACAAGAUCAAGUUCCCUAACUACAACGGCCUGAACUAUGAUGCCUCGACGACCAACUUGACCUACUAUAUCGACACUGGUUCUGCAAACCCUAUCGACGUUACAAUUUCAUUUCUUUCACCCAUCACCCCAACUUCAACCCUACGUCAGUCAAUCCCGGCCUCCUAUAUCACAAUCGAUGUCAAAGGCGAUGUCGAUGUCAGCAUCUAUAUGGAUGUGGAUGGCCGCUGGGUCAGUGGAGAUACUGGCAGCAAGAUCAAGUGGGGAUGGGAUAACUUGAAGACCGAGAACGAGGAGCUUGCCCUCAAUCGAUGGCAAGUGCAGAGGGAGAACGAGCUUGAUCUCACAGAGACUCGCGACCGUGCCGAAUGGGGCACUCUUCAUUUCACUGGACCAUCUGACGUUGAAUACCAGUCUGGAGAUGCAUCUCAGGUACGCCAAGUCUUCGCUAGCUCUGGAGCUCUGCAAAACACCAACGAUGAUAAAUUCCGCGCUAUUCGGGAUCGCGCGCCCGUUUUUGCCUUCUCCAAGACUUUCCACCUCGGGCAUUCAUCCAAGAGUUACGUCGAUAGCGUAACAUUCACUCUCGCUUUCAUCCAGAUUCCUGUUGUUCAGUAUGCCUCAUCUCGUGGGCUCACCAUGAUGCGACCCUUGUGGGAAUCUUGGUAUCCCACAACCGAAGAGCUCUUGAAUUUCCACUACAGGGAUUUUGCUGCAGCUAGUUCCCUGGCAUCCAACUACUCGCAGCAGUUGGCAGAUGAUGCGUACUUGUCUGGAGCUGAUGACUACGUUGAGAUCGUUGCCCUAACUGCGCGGCAGGUGAUGGGUGCAACUACCUUUUCAGGAACCCCGGAUGACCCGAUCCUGUUCCUAAAGGAGAUCUCUUCAAAUGGCAACUUCCAAACUAUCGAUGUCAUCUUUCCCGCGUUCCCAUUCUUCAUGUACACAAACCCCCGGUGGUUGGCGUACCUUUUGGAGCCGUUGAUCGAGCACAUGCUGAGCGGGCAAUACCCCAAUAAGUAUGCGAUGCACGAUUUGGGGACACACUUCCCCAAUGCCACCGGACAUCCUGACGGCAAGGACGAGUAUAUGCCUGUCGAAGAGUGUGGUAACAUCCUCAUCAUGGGCUUGGCUAUCGUGAACUCGCUCCGCUAUGAGGACUCUGCUGCAGCCUCGUCCAUCUGGUCAACACAGGGGCUGCCCUCGCCAAGCUCCGACAACGAGAGAUCUGGACCGUUCCCUCUCGGUAAUUUGCAGGUACUGUCCGGAAUUGCUCAUCAAGAUGGCAAAUGGGGUGGCGGUAACAAGGGCCAGCACGAAGCUGAGAAAUGGGUGAAGCGCAGCUACAGUCUUUGGAAACAGUGGACCGGAUAUCUGGUGGAAUUCUCUCUUGAACCUGCUAACCAACUCUCUACCGAUGACUUUGCUGGCUGGCUGGCUCUCCAGACCAAUCUGGCUCUCAAAGGAAUUGUGGGCAUCAACGCCAUGAGCAAGAUCGCCGAGGUAGCCGGUCACGAUGCCGACGCGACUUAUUUCAAGAAAGUCGCUAGCGACUACAUCGCCAAAUGGGAAGAGUUUGGCAUGUCCCGAGAUGGCUCUCAUGCAAAGCUUGCCUACGACUGGUAUGGCUCUUGGACAACGCUCUACAACCUCUACGCCGAUGCCCAGCUCUGCUUCCAUCUAGAGGAUACCGAUACUGACUCACCCGGCUUUGUUCCACGUCACAUCUACCAGAAGCAAUCGGUCUGGUAUCACUAUGUGCGUCAGAAGUACGGCCUUCCCCUCGAUAGCCGCCACCUCUACACCAAGACCGACUGGGAGUUCUUCUCAAUGGCUGUUGCCUCCAAGGGUGUGCGUACAGAGGUCCUUGAGUCUGUCGCCCGCUGGGUCAACGAGACCACCACCGAUCGUCCCUUCACGGAUUUGCACAAUACGGAGGGUGAUGGGGGCUUCCCUAAUCCGACGUUCUUCGCUCGGCCUGUCAUUGGUGGCCAUUUUGCUUUCCUAGCAUUGGAGCGUGCCUGUGGGGGCAAGGCCAUGGAUGGCUUGUCUUUCCUCGACGAUGUCGAUGAGGAGACAUUGGCGGUUUGGACUCAGAGUGCCGAGUCUGCCGCUAAAGAGUUCACCAUGUUGGGCCAGAACCGCCAUGGCGAGGAGCUGUAG
Messenger RNA from Penicillium coprophilum, 2433 nucleotides. Its product is annotated as putative glutaminase. NCBI's taxonomy places the organism in Eukaryota, Fungi, Ascomycota, Eurotiomycetes, Eurotiales, Aspergillaceae. Bases 1 to 2433 code for a protein of 810 amino acids. The transcript is spliced from 5 exons. The record is from RefSeq and is a predicted model, not a curated record.